Messenger RNA from Trichechus manatus latirostris (Florida manatee), 5348 nucleotides. Its product is annotated as ankyrin-1. Gene Ontology annotation, cellular component: cytoplasm. Gene Ontology annotation, molecular function: protein binding. Gene Ontology annotation, biological process: signal transduction. The transcript is spliced from 40 exons. The record is from RefSeq and is a predicted model, not a curated record. Lineage: Eukaryota; Metazoa; Chordata; Mammalia; Sirenia; Trichechidae. Bases 9 to 5348 code for a protein of 1779 amino acids.
CACCACAGAUGCCCACUUGGGCCGAUGCUGCUACCAGCUUUCUGAGGGCAGCAAGAUCAGGUAACCUGGACAAAGUUUUGGAUUACCUGCGGAAUGGGGUAGACAUUAACACCUGUAACCCGAAUGGACUGAACGGCCUGCAUCUGGCCUCGAGAGAAGGCCAUGUGAAAAUGGUGGCUGAGCUUCUGCACAAAAAAAUCAGUUUAGAAAUGAAAACCAAGAAAGGGAACACGGCCCUGCACAUCGCCGCCCUCGCUGGUCAGAAUGAGGUGGUCCGGGAGCUGGUCAACUAUGGUGCCAACGUCAAUGCCCAGUCACUGAAAGGCUUUACACCCCUGUACAUGGCAGCACAAGAGAAUCACUUGGAAGUGGUUAAGUUUUUACUGGAAAAUGGAGCUAAUCAGAGUAUAGCCACAGAAGACGGCUUCACUCCCCUCGCCGUGGCUCUGCAGCAGGGCCACGAGAACGUGGUGGCACAGCUUAUCAACUACGGAACGAAAGGGAAGGUGCGCCUCCCCGCCCUGCACAUUGCGGCUCGCAACGAUGACACCCGGACGGCAGCGGUGCUUCUGCAGAAUGACCCCAACCCAGACGUGCUUUCCAAAACGGGAUUUACCCCACUCCACAUUGCAGCUCACUAUGAGAACCUCAACGUGGCCCAGUUACUCCUCAACCGGGGAGCCAGCGUUAACUUCACGCCACAGAACGGCAUCACGCCGCUGCACAUUGCUUCCCGCAGGGGCAACGUGAACAUGGUGCAGCUCCUGCUGUACCGACAGGCCGAGAUAGAAGCAAGGACCAAGGAUGAAUUGACACCUCUCCACUGUGCAGCUCGGAAUGGGCAUGUGCGAAUCUCAGAGAUCCUUCUGGACCACGGGGCGCCCAUCCAGGCCAAAACCAAGAAUGGCUUGUCCCCAAUUCACAUGGCGGCUCAGGGAGACCAUCUCGACUGUGUUCGACUUCUAUUGCAAUACAACGCAGAAAUAGACGACAUCACCCUGGACCACCUGACUCCACUUCACGUGGCAGCCCACUGCGGUCAUCACAGAGUGGCCAAGGUCCUUUUGGAUAAAGGGGCCAAACCAAACUCCAGAGCCCUGAAUGGCUUCACCCCCUUACACAUCGCCUGCAAGAAGAACCAUAACCGUGUCAUGGAGCUGCUGCUGAAGACCGGAGCCUCGAUUGACGCUGUCACCGAGUCCGGCCUGACACCUCUCCACGUGGCUGCCUUCAUGGGGCACCUUUCCAUCGUGAAGAACCUCCUGCAGCGGGGAGCGUCGCCCAGCGUCUCCGCCGUGAAAGUGGAGACCCCAUUACACAUGGCAGCCAGAGCAGGGCACACCGAAGUGGCCAAAUAUUUGCUCCAGCACAAAGCCAAAGUCAAUGCUAAGGCCAGGGAUGACCAGACCCCACUUCACUGUGCAGCUCGGGUCGGCCACACAGAAAUGGUGAGACUCCUGCUAGAAAACAAUGCCAACCCCAACCUGGCCACUACCGCCGGGCACACCCCCCUGCACAUUGCGGCCCGAGAAGGCCAUGUGGAGACAGCCCAGACCCUUCUGGAAUACAGAGCAUCCCAGGCCUGCAUGACCAAGAAAGGAUUUACCCCUCUCCAUGUGGCAGCUAAGUACGGGAAGGUCAGGGUGGCAGAGUUGCUGCUAGAACAUCCAAACGCUGCUGGAAAAAAUGGCUGGACUCCUCUGCACGUGGCUGUUCAUCACAACAACGUGGAUAUUGUCAAACUGCUGCUUCCCCGGGGCAGCUCCCCACACAGUACUGCUAUGAAUGGCUACACCCCUUUGCACAUCGCUGCCAUGCAGAACCAGAUGGAGGUAGCCCGCAAUCUGCUGCAGUAUGGGGCGUCAGCGAAUGCAGAGUCGGGGCAAGGAGUGACACCCCUCCACCUGGCUGCCCGAGAGGGUCACACAGAGAUGGUUCAUCUACUCCUCUCCAGACAAGCCAACAGCAACCGGGGGAACAAGAGAGGACUCACUCCCCUCCAUCUGGUCGCACAAGAAGGCCACGUUCCAGUGGCAGAACUGCUGAUCGAACGCGGUGUCACAGUGGAUGCCACCACCCAAGAAGGAUACAGCCCCUUGUACCAGGCGGCCCAACAAGGACAUACAGACAUCGUAACUCUUCUUCUGAAAAAUGGUGCUUCCCCAAACGUGGUUGGCUUGAAUGGAGCCACACCUCUGGCAAUAGCGGAACGCCGGGGCUACAUUUCUGUAACUGACGUGCUCAAAGUUGUCACAGAUGAAACCAGUGUGAGGUUAGUCAGUGACACGUCCCUGAGUCGCCCGGAGACAGUCGAUGAGAUUCCGGAUGUCUCUGAAGAUGAAGGGGAAGAACUUGGCUUGGGAGCUGAGAAGCAGUAUGCAUAUGAAGAGAAAGAGCAACUGGACUUUGGACCUAAGCUAGACCAAAUGAUGGAAUCCCCAGCCAUUCCGAAGAUUCCUUAUGUCACACCUGAGGCAGUGCUGUUAAGAAUGGAUGAGCAGGAGCAGGCAAUCGGAGAAUAUGAUGAAGAUUCACUCAUCCCCAGCAGCCCCGCCACAGAGACCUCAGACAACAUCAGCCCAGUGGCCAGCCCAGUCCACCGCGAUGGGUUUUUGGGGAGCUUCAUGGUUGACGCCCGGGGAGGCUUCAAAAGAGGAAAUCGUCAAAACCACCUAACGGUAGCGAUCCCGCGCCGGACCUUUCCUUCGCCCAUGCGCAUCACCUGCCGCCUGGUCAGGCUGCCCCAGAAGCUGAGCACACCACCCCCGCUGGCCGAGUCGGAGGGCCUGGCCAGCAGGAUCAUUGCGCUGGGGCCCACGGGGAUCCACUUCUUGGGCCCUGUGGUUGUGGAGAUCCCUCACUUCGCCUCCCACGGCCGUGGGGAUCGAGAGCUGGCGAUUCUGAGGAGUGAAAAUGGCUCCGUGUGGAAGGAGCAUAUCAACCCCCAAGAAGAGAGCUACCUGGAUCAGAUUCUCAACGGACUGGAUGAAGUGACCGAUGGGGGUGGGCCUCACUGUGUGAUUACAGAGCUGGACAGCCUGGAAGAGCUGGAGAGGAAGAGAGUCUGCCGUGUCAUCACCGAAAGCUUCCCCUUGUACUUCGUGGUCAUGUCUCGGCUCUGCCAGGACUCCGAUAUCAUCAGCCCUGAGGGGGGCUCUCUGAAGAGCAAGCUGGUCCCCCUGGUGCAGGCAACGUUCCCAGAAAAUGCUGUCACCAAGAAAGUGAAGCUGAUUUUGCAGGCCCAGCCCGUACCCGAUGAGCUAGUCUCCAAACUCCUGGGCAACCAGGCCACCUUCAGCCCCAUUGUCACUGUGGAGCCACGGCGCCGCAAGUUCCACCGUCCCAUAGGGCUUCGGAUCCCGCUCCCUCCUUCGUGGACAGACAACCCUCGGGACAGCGGGGAGGGGGACACCACCAGCCUGCGUCUGCUCUGCAGUGUCAUUGGAGGAACAGAUGAAGCCGUAUGGGAAGAUAUAACAGGCACAACCAAGCUGGUAUAUGCCAACGAGUGCGCCAACUUCACCACCAACGUCUCUGCCAAGUUUUGGCUGUCAGACUGUCCUCGGACUGCUGAGGCUGUGAACUUCGCCACUGCGCUGUACAAGGAGCUUGCCGCGGUGCCCUAUAUGGCCAAGUUUGUCGUCUUUGCCAAGAUGAAAGACACCCAAGAAGGACGGCUACACUGCUACUGCAUGACAGAUGAUAGAGUGGACAAGACCCUGGAGCAACAUGAGAACUUUGUUGAGGUGGCCCGGAGCAGGGACAUCGAGGUUUUCGAAGGAAUGUCCCUAUUUGUGGAACUCUUUGGGAACUUGAUACCAGUCAAAAAAGCUGCCCAGCAGCGAAGCUUCGACUUCCAUGCCUUUCAGGAGAACCGUUUGGCCGUACCUGUAAAGGUGCGGGACAGCAGUCGAGAACCAGGAGGGUCCUUGUCAUUUCUGCGCAAGGCAAUGAAGUAUGAGGACACCCCACAGAUUCUCUGCCACUUGAACAUCACCAUGCCCCCCUGCACCAAGGAGAGCGGAGCUGAUUAUAGGAGAAGUUUCCUAGGUGGGAUAGAUCGAGCAGACAUGAAAAUGGCUGUUAUAUCAGAGCACCUUGGCCACAGCUGGACCGAGUUGGCCCGGGAGCUGCAGUUCAGUGAAGAAGACAUCGACAGGAUCCGCAUAGAAAAUCCCGACUCUUUGUUGGAACAGAGUGCAGCCUUGUUGAACUUCUGGGUCGCCCGUGAAGGACACGAUGCAAACAUGGAAACUCUCUACACAGCCCUGAGGAACAUUGACCGGAGUGAGAUUUUGAACAUGUUGGAGGGCCCUGGCAGACAAGGCCACUAUCUGAGACCAGAGCAGCGGUACACCAUCCGGGACUACUCCUUGUCACCCGCUCAGAUGAAUGGUUACACCUCGUUGCAGGACGAGCUGCUGUCCCCCGCCUCCCUGCACUACAUGCUUCCCUCUCCGCUGAGUGCAGACCAGUACUGGAAGGAGGUGGCCGACAUAGACACCAUCCCCCUGGCGGCCACGGAGCAUGACGCCAUGCUGGAGAUGUCUGACAUGCAGGUGUGGUCCGCGGACCUCACACCCUCCCUGGUCACUGCUGAAGACUCCUCUCUGGAGUACAGCAAGGCCGAGGACUCUGACGCCACAGGCCACGAGUGGAAGUUGGAGGGGCUGCUCUCUGAGGAACCGCAGGGCCCCGAGUUGGGCUCUCUGGACCUUGUGGAGGAUGACACAGUGGAUUUAGAUGCCGCAGAUGGCCUGAUCUAUUUGCUUGACCAGGAGGAAGGUCAGAGGUCAGAAGAGAAACAGCCAGAUUCUGAGAGGCAGGAUGACUCCACAGGUGCAGGGCAGGACUCAGAGAAUGAAGUGUCUCUUGUUUCAGGCGAGCAGAGUGUGCAAGCCCGAAUCACAGAAUUCCCCCCUGUGAGUCAGAUGAUGGAGAGAAGCCGGGACAGACUGCAGGAGUUGGAUGAGGAAGGCUCCAUUGUCUCAUACUCACAAGAUGCUGUACAAAGUUGUUGGCAAGAGGAGGUCACGGAAGACCCACACGCAUUCCAGAGAACGGACACCAUCAUCGAAGGGCUGGAGCCCAGUGAGUCUCAGGAGCAUGAGAUGGUCGUGGUGUCUGCAACCGAGCACAUGGGGAUAGAGCGGCCCGAGGCCGAGAGCCGCCUGGCAGGCAGAGAAGAGAGACGACAAAGGCGGAGUGACUGGGCGCAGGAGGUUGAGAGCAUCUUCUCCCAGAUGCUGGAGGGGAACGAGCUUCAGAAUAUUCCAGGCGAGCAGGUGACAGAGGAACAAUUCACGGAUGAAAAGGGCAACAUUGUCACCAAGAGGGUAGGCUGGUGA